AUCAAAGGCCCCAUCGACCGUCCUCCCCCUCCCGCACGUUGUGAGAGCAGUUACCGACUUACCGUAUAAAAGAAAAAGAAAAAGAUAGGAAAAAAAGGGUUUAGGGUUUUCUUUUUUGUUUUUGCGCGAAGAUUUGUAUGGCGACUUGGAAGCUUGUGAUAGCCUUGAUCGUGUUAUCGUCAGUGGUAGUUGUAGUGUGGGCCGACGGGCGGAUCGAGGUCGAGAUCGCCGGCACCGAGGCCCCCGAUUCGACGCUGAGGCUGGAACUAGAGCAGCUCAGAACCAAGAUCUCUGCCCUAGAAUCUAGUAUCUCAUAUCAAACCCGCGAAGUGAAAAGCAAGGAUGAGAGCAUCGCACAGUUGGAAAAGACUAUUCAAGAAAGGUCAACAAGCAUUGCCUCACUGCAAAGCGAGAUAGAAUCACUUCAGACUAAGGGCUCUGUUGAUGUGGAGGAUCUAGUAGGGAAGGCCUCUGCUCGAGCUGUUGAACUUGAGAAGCAAGUUCAGAAACUUAGAAAUGAGAUUGAAUCACAAUCUAGGAAAAGAGAUGCAUUAGAGGCUCGGGCUAGUGAAGCAGAGAAGAAGGUGCAAGAAUUGAAUUUGAAACUAGAAAGUCUCCAAAAAACCGGUAAUGAGCAAAAGCGCAGAAUUCAGAAAACUGAACGUGCUCUUCAUCUGGCAGAGGAAGAGUUGCUGAGGGCACAGUUAGAAGCAACAACAAAAUCAAAACAGUUGACAGAUGUCCAUGGAGCAUGGCUGCCACCCUGGUUUGCAUACCAUAUAAGUCAUUGUCAGGAGCUUGUAAUGACUCACUGGAAGGAGCAUGCAAAACCAGCACUGGAUGUUUUCCUGCAAAAGGCAUCAGAUAAAUCAGUACAAGCGAAAAAAUGGGCUGAACCCCAUUUGGAAACUGCUAAGACAAAAUGGAUCCCUGCUGUCAAACAACAGUGGAUGAUCUUUCUAACCCAUGCUGAACCAUACAUGCGAACAAUAUCUAUUAAAACUGUUGAGGUAUAUGAGGCAUCCAAGAGUACCAUCACACCGCAUAUUCUCAAAAUACAAGAGCUGGCAGAUCCCUAUUACCAGGAAGCCAAGAAGUUCUCUAAACCCUACAUUGAUCAAGUUGCUACUAUCACCAAACCGCAUGUUGAAAAAGUGCGAGUUGUUCUGAAGCCCUAUAGAAAGCGUGUUGUUCGUGCUUAUGGAAAAUUUCUUAAAUCAGCAACAACAUAUCACCGGCAGGUUCAAGCUGCUGUCCAGGAACAGCUAAAGAAGCACGAAUUAACAAAACCUGUUGCAACUGAGGAGUUGGUGCGGUUUGUGGCUUCUGCUUUAUUGGCAUUACCAGUAUUCUUUUUGUACAGACUCCUAUCAGAUAUGUUCUGCAGUAAGAAGACAAGGAAACCAGCACGGAAUGCCCAUGCAAACCAUGCACAUCGUAGGCCUAAGCGCAGGCAUGCUGACAAGUAGCAGUAGAUUUAUAAAAAAAUAUAAACUUCAUCUUUCCAAUGUUUAUAUGCAAUGAUCAUUCAAUCAAUCAUAAGGAUGAUAUACAUUGAUAUGCAAUUUUAUUGUUAUGGUUUUGGCGGCAAUCCUUUUGACAGUUAUUCUCUUCUUUCAUAAUGGUAUAGGUUUCAUCUUGGCGUUUGACAAUUAGCUGUUUACUGUUUGGAGCACCAGAGCUUUGUUGGCAGUAGAAGAUAGUUUUGGGUUUGAAGGAACCCUGCGCGAAAUUUUUAGAACAUCCAACGCCAACAAUACAUCCUUUUGUCGUACAAUUGCUUGUGCGUUUGUUGCAUCGGCACUUGUAUAUGUUUUAUAAAGAUGUAUUCUUUCUUCUCACAUUCGUUACGCUGACUCUUGUGUUUUGAUCCAUGUAACGUACCUAGUGCCAAAAACUAAAGUUGCUUUGGUGUAGGACUGGUCUCUACUCGGUGCUCUGCCUAGAGUUAAAAUUUGUCUAUGCUUGGAAAGACAACAAGAAUCCUUUAUAUAUCCGUUAUUGUCAAAAUAUAUCACCAUCGCAACGUGCCUGACCAUCUGUAUUUCUUUUACCGUGUGCAAGCAAACUUGGUCGGCCAGCAUGCAGUGGAUACCGGGUACAAUAAAUUAUUUGAUUUCAUCUAUCAAUGAUAUCUUUUUAUCGUUGAAAACA
Messenger RNA from Elaeis guineensis (African oil palm), 2154 nucleotides. RefSeq lists its product as uncharacterized. NCBI's taxonomy places the organism in Eukaryota, Viridiplantae, Streptophyta, Magnoliopsida, Arecales, Arecaceae. The record is from RefSeq and is a predicted model, not a curated record.